Nanorana parkeri is the source of this 854-nucleotide messenger RNA. It is a transcript of the gene PICK1, whose product is annotated as protein interacting with PRKCA 1. The record is from RefSeq and is a predicted model, not a curated record. Lineage: Eukaryota; Metazoa; Chordata; Amphibia; Anura; Dicroglossidae. The annotation marks the transcript as partial. Gene Ontology annotation, cellular component: postsynaptic density; neuron projection; synaptic vesicle. Gene Ontology annotation, biological process: dendritic spine maintenance; receptor clustering; positive regulation of receptor internalization. Gene Ontology annotation, molecular function: phospholipid binding; protein domain specific binding; protein kinase C binding. The transcript has 10 exons.
AGACUUGCAGAUUAAGUGAAAUGUUUUCAGAGUAUGAUUAUGACCUUGAUGAAGACAAACUUGGAAUUCCAACUGUCCCUGGCACAGUGAUCCUGAAGAAAGACUCACAGAAUGUUAUUGGGAUUAGCAUAGGCGGAGGAGCCCAGCACUGUCCUUGCCUUUACAUUGUGCAGGUGUUUGACAAUACUCCUGCUGCACUAGAUGGGACCAUUGCAGCUGGAGAUGAAAUCACUGGGGUGAAUGGAAAGUCUGUGAAAGGCAAAACAAAAGUAGAGGUGGCAAAAAUGAUCCAAAAUGUUAAGGGGGAAGUAACCAUUCACUACAACAAGCUUCAAGCUGACCCUAAGCAGGGGAAGUCUUUGGAUAUUGUUCUGAAAAAGGUGAAGCAUCGCCUGGUGGAGAACAUGAGCUCAGGCACUGCUGAUGCCCUUGGUUUAAGUCGUGCCAUCCUGUGCAAUGAUGGUUUGGUAAAAAAACUGGAAGAAUUGGAGAAAACAUCAGAAUUUUAUAAAGGCAUGAUGGAACAUACCAAACGCCUGUUGCGAGCAUUUUUUGAACUCUCACAAACGCAUAGAGCAUUUGGUGAUGUAUUUUCCAUCAUUGGAGUUCGAGAACCUCAACCUGCAGCAAGUGAAGCUUUUGUUAUGUUUGCUGAUGCACACCGUAGCAUUGAAAAGUUUGGUAUUAACCUCUUGAAGACAAUAAAACCAAUGCUGAAUGACUUAAAUACCUACCUUAACAAAGCCAUUCCCGACACCAAAUUAACAAUCCGGAAGUACCUUGAUGUAAAGUUUGAGUACUUGUCAUACUGCUUGAAAGUAAAAGAGAUGGAUGAUGAGGAAUACAGCAGCAUA